Messenger RNA from Sycon ciliatum, 1431 nucleotides. RefSeq lists its product as uncharacterized. The transcript has a single exon. Bases 1 to 1431 code for a protein of 476 amino acids. The record is from RefSeq and is a predicted model, not a curated record. NCBI's taxonomy places the organism in Eukaryota, Metazoa, Porifera, Calcarea, Leucosolenida, Sycettidae.
AUGGAUGCCCAGAAUCGGAGAAAUAGAGUUUUGAUUGAGGAAGCUGUGGAGAGCGAGGUGCCAGAGGUAGCGAGAAAGGUGAUGGAGCUCGGACCAAAGUUUAUUCCUGGCAGACGCGUGACGAAGUCAACAGUACAGCAGGCGGAGGUGGGUGUGGAGAGACUGGCGUUCGGUCUUAGGUGGAAAGAAGAGGCGGAGAAAAACCGGACGCAAGCAGCUUCUCAUCAGACGGAUACGGGGAGGCCCGUGCGACAUCUAGACAAUGACACGAGACUGAGAAAGAUUGCAACCACGACCAAGCAAGCGCCAAGCAUGGAUGAUGAGAAGGAAAACGGAUUAAGGAGACUGAAGGGAAACAUCAUGAGACUGUACAAGAGAGAGGCCGACAUCAAUACCUCCAAUAACGGACGUCAACUAACGAGAAGGGAGAAGGAGGCCCUCUCCACCUUACGGAGGAAUGAAGGAAUCGUGGUUAAGCCAUCUGACAAGAGUAAGGGAUUUGUAGUGAUGUCUCGUGACAGUUAUGUACAGAAAGCGAAUGUCAUACUGGAGUGUCGGGAUAGUUAUGAGCGCUGUGAUGUGAAGGUAGAAGACCUUGGCAAACACACACGCAAGAAAGUCGCUGAGAUCACCCAACACAAGCUACCACAACCACUCGCCAAAGCCAUUCUCCCACAUAACUCACGACCGAGCCAAUUUUACGGUCUACCCAAAGACCACAAGCCAGGUCUUCCGCUGCGCCCAGUAGUGUCUACGUGCGGUUCGUCAAUGGAUAAUGUCUCCUUGUUACUAGAACGUAUCCUGAAUCAGUUGUUGAAGUUCGUUCCAGCACAUUUGACCAGUACAAAGGAGUGUAUUGACGUGUUGAGUGAUGUUGGUGUUCUUCCCGAUGAUUGUAUCAUUGCCUCACUGGAUGUUGUCUCGUUGUAUUCUAACAUACCAGUUGUCGAGAGCAUUGAUGUCGUCAUGGAGUUCUUGGAGUUGCAUCGGAAGGAAGUAGAUAUGUUUCACCUGUCACUGUCGGGUGUUCGGGAGCUCCUGUCAGUCGUGUUAUCGUCCAACUACUUCCAAUUUGACGGUAUCCAGUACAGGCAGCGGAAAGGCCUGGCAAUGGGCAACCAUCUCGCACCCCCAAUGGCAAUCAUUUUCAUGUCGAAGCUCGAGUCGGAGGCGAUGGCUAUGUUUCCGUGGAAGCCUCGCUUGUAUCGUCGCUACAUCGAUGAUUGUCUGGUAGUGUGGUGUCAUGGUCUUGUCAAGUUGAUGGAGUUCGUGCAGUACUUGAGCAGCAGACACCCAGACAUACGCUUCACAGUGGAACACACCCAGCAGAAUGUCUCGCACACAGUCACCAUUGCUGCUACCCUCCACACAUACAAACAUUUCCAGCACUACCGCACCACACAGCAUAUAUACAGUGCAUAUCGGUUAUAG